Messenger RNA from Engraulis encrasicolus (European anchovy), 5186 nucleotides. RefSeq names its product retrovirus-related Pol polyprotein from transposon 412. Bases 1 to 4134 code for a protein of 1377 amino acids. Gene Ontology annotation, biological process: DNA integration. Gene Ontology annotation, molecular function: nucleic acid binding. The transcript has 2 exons. NCBI's taxonomy places the organism in Eukaryota, Metazoa, Chordata, Actinopteri, Clupeiformes, Engraulidae. The record is from RefSeq and is a predicted model, not a curated record.
AUGUCUUCAUGUCCGCAUCUUGAUGUGCUUGUGGGUGGGGUCAAAGUGCCCUGCCUGGUAGAUACCGGCUCCAUGGUGUCGACCUUGAGGGAAAGCUUUUUCCUGCAGCAUUUUGCAUCUUGGGGCAAUGAGCGCCUCAAGUCUUGUCAUUGGUUACAGUUGAGGGCAGCCAAUGGGUUGGCCAUUCCCUAUGUGGGUUACUUAGAGCUUGACAUUGAGCUCUGCGGAAAGGUCAUGCCACAAUGUGGGGUGUUGGUGGUGCGAGAUCCACCAGGCGGUCUUUCCCCAAAAGUCCCGGGUGUCCUUGGGAUGAAUGUGAUCCGGAAAUGCUACCAGGAGCUUUUUGGAAACCAUGGCCUUGCUCUCUUUGACCUUCCUGAGGUGUCCACAGCCCCCUCCUCGGUCUUGCAGGCUCUACAGCACUGCAACAGUGCGCUGGACUUCCCAGCUGCCCCUGGGAAAGUGAAGGUACGGGGGAAGAAGGUUUGUCGCAUUCCAGGUGGAAUGAUGCAGUUAGUGGCCGCGACGUGUUCGGCACAGUAUUCUGGGACUACGGUACUGUUCGAGCCACCAGAUUCGGGCUUACCUGCUGGAUUGCUGGCCUCCCCUGCACUAGUUCGGGUCACCUACGGUACUGCCUUUAUACCCAUCGUCAAUGUGGGUUUGACGGAUGUAACGCUUUACCCCCGCACCGUUUUGGGAGAACUGGAUGUGGCUCACGUUGUUAGCCUUCCGGUGGGAGUUUCCGAGGUGCCCUCUCAGAUUGCGACAGUCUCGUCCCAGACCGUAGCCCCGUCUGUGUCUGCCCAGAUCGAGGCUAUGGAUUUGGCAUCCUUGUCCACUGACGAACAAGGGGAGGUGCGGUCACUCCUCCAUAGGUUCACUCAUGUAUUCUCCGCUCAUGACAUGGACUUGGGUUGUACUAACCUCAUGACCCACGAUAUUCCCUUGUUAGACACCGCUCCGAUUCGUCAGCGUUACAGACGCAUACCCCCGUCUGAGUACGAGGUGGUUAAAGAUCACAUCAACCAAUUGUUGGAGGCACAAGUGAUCCGGGACAGCAGUAGCCCGUACGCCUCCCCCAUCGUGCUGGUUAAAAAGAAAGAUGGUAGUCUUCGCAUGUGCGUGGACUACCGACAGCUAAAUGCGAAAACCAGGAAGGAUGCCUUCCCUUUGCCGAGGAUCGAGGAAUCCCUGGAUGCCUUGACUGGGGCCCGCUGGUUCUCGACCUUGGAUUUGGCCAGCGGAUACAACCAGGUUCCUGUUCGGGAAGAGGAUCGGCCCAAGACCGCCUUCUGUACGCCCUUUGGGUUGUUUGAAUGGAACCGGAUGCCCUUUGGGCUCUGUAACGCCCCCAGCACGUUUCAGCGCCUCAUGCAGCGCAUAUUCGGUGACCAGCAGUGUCAGUCACUCCUCUUGUACCUUGACGACAUUGUGGUGUUCUCCUCCACCGUAGCGCAGCAUGUAGAGCGGCUGGGCGCUGUAUUGGGUAGGCUGGAGCAUGAGGGCUUGAAGGCGAAACUCCCAAAGUGUGCCUUUUUCCAACAAGAAGUGCGGUACUUGGGCCAUGUCAUUUCCGCUGAAGGUGUUGCCACUGAUCCGGGUAAAAUUGAGGCGGUGUCCAAGUGGCAGCAGCCCACCACUGUGUCGGAGCUGCGUUCCUUUUUAGGAUUCGCCAGCUAUUACCGCCGCUUCGUGGAGGGCUUUGCCAAAUUGGCCGCUCCUUUACACCGGUUAGUGGCAGAACACGGGACACCUGGAGCAAAGAAACGGGGUGGUCAGGGGCAUCUUGGGCCUUGGUCAGAGGAAUGCAAGGGCAGCUUUGAGGCCUUGAAAACGAAGCUCACAACUGCGCCAGUCCUUGCUUAUGCGGACUUCUCCCUCCCGUUCAUUCUUGAGGUUGAUGCGAGCUAUGGGGGGCUGGGAGCCGUGCUAUCGCAGGAACAAAAUGGCAAGGUCAGGCCGAUAGCCUAUGCCAGUCGUGGGCUGCGACCUACCGAGCGUAAUAUGCAAAAUUACAGCUCGAUGAAACUUGAGUUUUUGGCCCUUAAAUGGGCCAUGACGGAAAAGUUUCGCGAGUACCUCCUGGGGCAGCGGUGUCUUGUCUUCACAGAUAAUAACCCGCUCAGUCACUUGUCGUCCGCUAAGUUGGGUGCCCUUGAGCAACGUUGGGCAUCCCAGCUAGCCUCUUUUGAUUUUGACAUCAAGUAUCGGUCAGGCAAAAGCAAUGGAAACGCUGACUCGUUGUCCCGCCAGCAUCCUUCUGGUCCAGUGGAGACACUGGCCCCUGGUACUGCCCUUCCAAGGCCACUCCAGGAAGUGUUGCAGCCUGCACCGGCUGAAGUAAUUCAAGCUGCCAUGACUGUUUUGCCCGGUCACUCUUCCACUGAGAUUGCGGAGCUCCAACAGGCUGACCCCACGAUUCGGGGGGCGAUGGCGUUUUGGAGGAGGAAGCGGCGGCCUAAUUUUGAUGAGCGCCAGGUUACUCCGGAACCGGUCUUACGCCUGCUCAAGCAGUGGGAUCGCCUGGUGGAGGAAGGGGGCAUCGUGUACCGCCAAAAGUUCCGCUCGGAUGGCGGACAACCGAUUCUCCAGGUGUUGUUGCCAGAGUCCCUGAAAAACAGGGUAUUGACCCAAGUUCACCAAGUGCAUGGUCAUCAAGGGAUAGAGCGAACACUUGAGCUCUUGAGUCCACGAUGCUUUUGGCCGACUAUGUCCAUCGACGUUGCGGAGUGGUGUCGGAAAUGUGAGAGAUGUGAGGUUGCGAAGGAUUCUCAGCCAGCGGCACAAAGCUUCAUGGGGCACUUGUUGGCCUCACGGCCCAACGAGGUCCUUGCAAUUGAUUUUACGGUAUUGGAGCCCGCCCGUAAUGGACAGGAGAACGUCCUGGUCAUGACGGACGUGUUCAGCAAAUACACCCUGGCGAUUCCCACUCGGGACCAGCGUGCCUCCACUGUGGCUCAGGUGUUGGUAGCAGAGUGGUUUUGUAAGUUUGGUGUUCCUUCCCGAAUACAUUCUGACCAGGGUAGGAGCUUUGAGGGCUCCCUCAUUCAGCAGUUGUGUGGGUUCUACGGGAUUCAGAAAACGCGCACCACACCAUAUCACCCGGCCGGAAAUGGCCAGUGUGAGCGGUUUAACAGGACCCUGCACAAUUUGCUUCGGACCUUGCCAGUGUCUCGGAAGAGGGAUUGGAAUACGUGUUUACCGCAGGUACUCUACUGUUACAACACUACUCCCCAUCAGUCGACGGGUGAGUCCCCCUUCCUCCUCAUGUUCGGACAGGAGCCUAGACUGCCCCUCGAUUUCCUCCUGGGCCGGGUUCAGGAUCCUGUUGGGGGGGGUGUUCACGAAUGGCUGCAAGAACAUCAGGUCCGACUGCAGACUGCCUUUGACGGGGCUCGAGCCCGUCUGGAGACCGCCGCGGCCCGUCGGAAAAGGAACCAUGACUCACAGGUGCGUGAUGCACCACUGGGGGAGGGUCAGUUGGUAUUCUUACGCAAUGUUGGCGUACGGGGGCGUCACAAAAUCCAGGACCUGUGGAGCCCGGUGGUGUAUCGGGUUGUUAAGGCGCCUGGCGCAGGCGGAUCUGUAUAUACGAUAGCUCCCGUGCACAGUCUUGACCAGACUCGACAUGUCCAUCGGUCCUUGUUGAAGGCUGUCCUGGGGACCCACCCACCCACGUCAGUUGAUCCACAUGAGGCGCCCACCAGCAGUGCGCCUCAAGAAACAUCCUCCACUGAACUAGAGUCAGCUGAAGAAAUGGAUUUAAUGGCCGUGUGCCAGGGGUUGCCCCUAGUCAACAUCCACAACCCGUCCGUAUCUUCAGGAGCAUCACCGCCCCGGGCAGUGGGCGAGCCUGGAGUGGAGGGAUCUGCUGUGGUAGUACCGUCAUCUUCCAGGGUGGUUGGACAGCCACCGGCUAUUGUGGUGACCGCGGUCCUCGAGCCUCCGGCCCGUGAGGAGACCCAGGGCAGCACUGUCCGAAGAUCAUCCCGUUCCACCGCAGGACAGCACUCAAAUGUCCACCACUUACCAAGGCCUGUAAGUGGAUCAGCAGAUGGGGUGGUGACACACCCAGCCUCUGUUUCCAUCCCGAACGCCAUUGGAACAAGUCAGGCUUCUUCAGAGCCCUAAUCGCCGGGACGGCGAUUCACAAAGGGGGGGUGGAUUGUAGCAGGAUGGAGUUGGCAUUGCGUAAUAGGAGUGAUUGACAGCUCGUGAUUGACAGCAAGGGGCGGGCUUAAGUCUAUUUAUCCGGGUGGACCCUGGUUUCCUGUCUCGCUUCCGUUUCCAUUGGGACCUGUUGUUUUGGUGUGAGGUUGGGCUGUGUUGGCCACCGAGAGGCCGCGGAUGAACUGCGAAGAGCGGCGUUACUCACCUGCACUUGUGAUCGUUUGAAGCGCACUGUAACCUACGUGGCGCUUAGGAGCCAGGAGCUGGCUGAUAGGGUGAGUUUGGUCUCCAUCCUCUCGAUAAGAUGUCCUUCUGUUAUUGCUGCCCCCCUAAUACGAACCAUCUUGAUGUUUGUAGCCAGUUAGCCUGCUCGAGGUAAUUGGUGUGGCGUGGCGAUCCUUGGAAACGCUGUGCCGGUGACUCGCUUGUUUUAAGGUGCGUAUAAUGCCUGCCUGCUCUCUUAUCCACUUCCUUACUCCAGUACGCAUUACUGAUAGCAACUUUUCUAUAUUUGUAGCUUUCAUCGGCGGCCCCUCCGGCAAGAACCAGCCAGUGUGGUGCGCCUACAUGUUCUUCGGCUGCUGUUUCGCUGGAUAAGUUGGUUAGAAUCUCUGUUUCGCCCCUGCUUCACCUGCUGCUUGUCUGUGCUUUGCUCUGCUGGGGUUGGGGAAGUACCCCGCUUGCUGGCCACGCUUACCCCUUUGCCCUGCUUCUGUGUGUCUGAGGGUGCGCAGUUUCGGGACCCUUGCCCACUAUUCGCCAAGUUAUUAUUUCUUUUCAUUUGAUUUACUUUUGCAUGUUUUGUUAUUUUGCUUCUGCAUGUUUAUUUUGGUUUUCUUUAUUUUGUUUGCUGCAUGCUCCCAUUUUGCUUGCCCUGCUCCCGCAUGCCUGUGUGCUCUGCUGCUUGCUUUAACUAUUUGUGUGCUGGUAGCUAUAGCUAUCCCUGUUGCUAAGGGUUAUAUGUGUGCAGUGCCUAUUUUGUUUAUUUAUCCUUCUUUUCAUUUCAUUUACUG